This is a messenger RNA of Ceutorhynchus assimilis (cabbage seed weevil), 390 nucleotides long. Lineage: Eukaryota; Metazoa; Arthropoda; Insecta; Coleoptera; Curculionidae. The record is from the annotation of a GenBank genome assembly.
AUGAUCUUCCAGGAGAAAAUAAGCCUUACUACCAGUAUACGCCAGAGACAAUUAUUGAGAAUAAUAACGUACUGGGACAGAUCAAUUCUGACAGAUAGACAUAUCCCUGCCAACAGACCGGAUAUUACACUUUUAGAUAAGCGAAACCGAGAAGCGUAUCUGAUCGAUGUUACUGUCCCUGACAAUAACAAUAUGCAAGAAACAAUACAGUCUGAAGUAUUGGAAUACACGGAGCUGUCCGACGAAAUUAAAGAGCAAUGGCAGUUGAACAAGGUGACGGUUGUACCAAUAAUCAUGUCCACUCCUGGGAUUAUACCUUACUCGUUAGUCAAAAUUCUCACUACUCUAGGACUAACAAAACACUUGGUGGCUGAGAUACAAAGUCAGUAA